This is a messenger RNA of Choloepus didactylus (southern two-toed sloth), 1944 nucleotides long. RefSeq names its product fibrous sheath-interacting protein 2-like. The annotation marks the transcript as partial. The record is from RefSeq and is a predicted model, not a curated record. The transcript has a single exon. Lineage: Eukaryota; Metazoa; Chordata; Mammalia; Pilosa; Megalonychidae.
AUGGCCCCUGCAACCAAAACACAUUCAGAUAAGGCACUUAUGGUUGAAAUACCAUAAAUCAAUAAAGCAUUGGUCAAUAAGGUUGUUCACUCCUCUGUAUGCAAUAUUUUGCAGGAAUAUAGAUCUCAAGACUCCAUUUGCAAGGACAUAAAUAAUAAUGGUGAAAAUUUAGCAAAGAGGCUAGCUAAUGCAGUAAUAGAAGAAAUUUUUCAACAUCAGUUAAAUUUGUUACUGUGUGAUGAGGCUCCAGUUUCAGUAUGUUUGCCUCUAGAAUCUAAGGAGGUUAUUAAAAAAGUCCAAAAGAUGUCCCAAACAACCUGCAAAGAAUGUCAAACAUUAUUGCCAUACACCAUAAUGCUGCCUCAUGAAUUUUUAGAAAACGUAAUUUCUUCUCUUCUAUCAAAAAUUUUCUCAACAGUAACCAACACUAAAACAGAAAUGUCUGAGGACAAUUUGUACACAGAACUGGAUUUCCUUCAAAUGAAGUUAAUAAAUACGGUUAUGACAGAGAUUUCCAAAAGUGAAGAUAUGGUUAUACAGUAUAUAGAAUCCUUACAUCCUAGUGAUGAUGAAACUACUCAAUUAGUGGCUCAGACUAUUUAUACUAAUCUCUUGCCACAAUUUGGAUCUCAAGAGAUCAUACAAAAUUGUGUCAUCAGUGGUUGCAGAAUUCUUUCAGAAACCAUAGCUAAUUUAGUUGUACAAGAAGUAGCUGGCAAUCAGUUGCAGAACUAUUUUUCUGGAGAGCUAACCCCACAUCAGUGUACAGAAGUAGACACUGUUGUUGAAAAUAUCCUUAAUGACAUCAUCCAAACCACGGAAGUUCCUCUGCCCCAGCCAUCACAUGCUUACAAACUGCCUUUUAACAUAAUGAAAGAAAUUGCUGUAAAUUUUUUAUCAAAGCUUUUAUCUAUGUUUCCAAAAGUGGGUAAGGGACAAAACAAUUCUCUAAAUGCUGAAAUGCAAAAAAUAACCUCAAAAAUUUUAAGGUCACUCCAAGAACACAUCUCUAAAAGUCAGAUUAAAGUUGUACUGCAGGCCAAGGAAUCACCCACUCUAUCUUUAGCAGACAGUGCAACUAUUGAAAAAGUAGUUACUUCUGUUUACAACAGUAUUUUAAAGCACUCUGGCUCUCAUCCUUCAGUGUAUAAAGAUUUAAUGGGUAAAAGCAAUGUUCUCUCUGAUACAAUAGAUUUUUUAAUGGUGAAAGAAAUUUCCAGCUCAGAAUUUCAGCUUCAAGUGAAAGAAGAAGAAUCACAUUCAGGAUUAGUUCUGGAAGCUGUCAAAAUUACAGAAAAAGUGGUUAAGAUUAUUGAUAACAUUAAGUUGAAGAAAAAGCCUUCAUCCAGAAAAAAUUCUGUGCUAGAUGCCAUGUUUUUAGAAGAAACAUUGGCCUUGUUCUUAGCUAAACUAGUCAAGUUGCCAAGUGCUGUAAACAAAGAUGCUAAAAACUUAUCAAGGCCUGAGUUAAAUAAAACUGCAUCUCAACUGACAAAAUCUGUGAUAGCGGUAAUUUCCAAAAAUAACCUUAGUGUUGUAGCUGCUAGUCCUGAAGAACACUUUUUAAAUCCAGAAAGUAUAGAAAUGAUUUCUCGGCUUGUUGAUUCUGUUUAUAAUCAUGCACUACAACAAACUGGAACACAUGAAGAACUUUAUUAUGAUGUGAAAAAUACAAACAGAUUCUUCCCUAAAAAAGUAGCUUCUUUAAUUGUUAGUAAAGUUUUGAAUUAUCCAUUAGAAACAGUUAGCUCAAAAGAUUCACAUGCUGAUCUCUUUGGCGAUUUGGACAUCAGUCAAAUUGUUGGAAAGGUGCAUGAGCAUGCUGUUAAAAUGGAGUAUGAGACAGAAAAAGAAAAGACAGAUCAAUAUUUGACUGAAGAGAUUAAAAUAGUUCCUCACCAUGGAAAACAACCAAUCAAUGUAGAUCCAGAUAUCGUUGCAGAA